AUGCUACGGCCCUACCGUGCACAGCUUAGUAGCUGCUUGGUCAAGGGCAUCUUUCUGCGUUCUGCGCAUCGCAUCGCAUCGCAUCGCAUCGCAUCGCAUCGCCGGCGGGCCUCACACCUUGGCCACACCCUGGGUUCACCGAUGAUGGCCAGGUUUGUCUGGAAGGGUGGAGGGGGGGAAAGGGGGGCACGGGGGUGGAAGAGAGAACCCGCACACUCUUGCCUGCCUGGCUGCCCUGCCCUGCCCUGCACUGCACAGAAUGGAAGCAGAGAGAGGGGGAAGCUUACCUUACCUUGGAUGCUUGGAGAAUCGAGAGGCAAGACUGACGAGAAGGGGGAGUGGGAGUGGGAGGUGGCAUAA
This is a messenger RNA of Colletotrichum paranaense, 360 nucleotides long. RefSeq lists its product as uncharacterized. The transcript has 2 exons. The record is from RefSeq and is a predicted model, not a curated record. The coding region runs from base 1 to 360 and encodes 119 amino acids. Lineage: Eukaryota; Fungi; Ascomycota; Sordariomycetes; Glomerellales; Glomerellaceae.